Messenger RNA from Triplophysa dalaica, 5791 nucleotides. RefSeq names its product ubiquitin specific peptidase 19 (gene usp19). NCBI's taxonomy places the organism in Eukaryota, Metazoa, Chordata, Actinopteri, Cypriniformes, Nemacheilidae. Gene Ontology annotation, biological process: protein deubiquitination. Gene Ontology annotation, molecular function: cysteine-type deubiquitinase activity. The record is from RefSeq and is a predicted model, not a curated record.
CGUGAUCUCCGUCUUUCCCCGGUUUGUUUUUGUUCUCCAGCAAAGUGCGAGACACUGAGCAGGGACCGGCUCGUCAAGUGGAAGAGUCCUUCCGUCUUCUUUGUUUCUCUACAGCACAGAUCGGUUUCUGGUUCAACGUUGCAACAUGGGCCCUGGUUAAUACUCUUUUGGAAAUAAAGACAAAAUUGAUUUUUAAGAGGAGCGCUGAUGCGGCUCUUGGGCGGUCGGCGGCCCUUUGCCGUGUCUGAAGCCAGGGGCUGAAUUUAGCCGCAGUCGCCGCUAACGGAGAUUAGACGCACCGCCUCAACUCCUCGUGGCACAAAGCAACUCUCCCUCUGAUUCUCUUCUGAGAGUACUCUCACUUCAAACGCCGCCAAGAUAGCUGGACCGGGCAGGAAACGUCACAAUUCAGAUCCAGACCCCUGUGGAAGCAGCUCCGGAAGUGGGAGCGAGGUGGGCGACGACCGACCUGUCAGUGGAAAGUGGCUGAAGAUGGCCAGCAGCAGUACAGGACCCAGCGAAUCGGGCCGCAGACGUGGUCAGAGAGGAACAGAUGACACGGCCGGUACCAGCAAGAAGCAAAAGGAGAGAGCAAACCAAGAGAGCAAGGAAGCCAAGAGGACCGUCUCGGCUACCAAAACGGAGAAUAGGAAAGAUUUGUUGCUGGACUGGAAGCAGAGUGCAUACGCGGUGAUCAUCAGACUAAACUGUGGAGAUUCAGGGGUGCUGAGAGUGGAAGAUAUCGACUCUGCCUUCUCCGAUACAUCCUGCCACAUCCGCCUGCCGGAUGGUCGGGAAUGGAGCUGUCGUCUUUAUGAGGAAAUUGAGGCCUCCUGCACUAAAUUGCUCUAUAAGGAGAAAGCAAAUGUUCUGCAGCUUGUCAUGCACAAGAAGAUCCCCCUCAACACCUGGCCCGCCCUUGCCAGCAAGAAAGAAACCGAGCCAGUGAACCUCCUUCAAGAGAACGGCAGCAACCAGCACCAGUUGACCACUGGCCAGUCAGAAAAAUCUGCCGAAACGAUUGAAACGGAGAGACCGCCUGCUGUGACCACUGCUGAGCAGAAACGGGGUAAACCUGACCGAGGGUUAAAGCGAGGGAUGAAGGGCAAACAGGUGGACAGUGCAGGGGUGAAAGCAGCUGAGCCUAAAGGGAGCGAUAAAGUGGACACGGUCAAUGAACCUAGUGCUAAGCGCACCACACGCCCCUCCAAAAACACGACUCCGGUCGCCCCUUGUAUGACAAAACCGGCAGUUAAUGGAAAGACACAGGCAUCAGCUAAUAGCGGUCCUCACGCUUCAUCUAGUAAUGCGAAGGACAAUAGAGCUCAGCCCCAGGGCAAAGGUCAAGGGAGUCAGACAUCGCAGAAGGACAAGGGCCUGGAUAGGAAGUCAAAAAGCAAUGCUCAGGUUGAGGAAGUAGAGAGCAAAACGGUUUCCUCAACAUGUGACCUUAAGGUGUCACGGCAGGAGAGUUCCUCCCCUCCUGUAAGAACGCAAACUUCUGCUUACACAAGCGAUGGAAGAACAUCCUCAGAUGAGGCUGAAGACAAAGCCGAGGUGAUGAGGCCACAGACGAAGGCCCAGAUUCCUGCAAAGCUUCCAUCUCAGAAUUCAGGAUCUGGAGAGCCGGUCUCAGUGACUGCUUCAAAAAGUGUUGAAUCGCCUCAGAAGAGCUGCGCAGAGGAAAAGAGAGACAUGUCCAAAGAAGAGCCGCAUGAAGGAAACAAAGAGGAGGAUGCGGAAGGUCCUGAGCCCAUGGUGAACUUGACAUUCGUGAAGAAUGACUCAUAUGAGAAAGGAACAGAUCUGAUGGUUGUGAACGUCUACAUGAAAGAAAUUUGCAGAGAGACUUCCAGGGUGCUGUUCAGGGAACAAGAUUUCACACUUAUCUUCCAGACCAGUGAUCCCAAUUUUUUGCGCCUUCAUCCGGAUUGUGGACCAAACACUGUCUUUAAAUGGCAGGUUAAACUCAGGAAUCUAAUCCAGCCGGAUCUGUCCAGCUAUGCCUUCACCCCGUCUCGUAUUGACAUCACCCUGAAGAAGAGACACAGUCAGCGCUGGGGGGGUCUGGAGGCCCCUGCCACACAAGGUGCAGUGGGGGGCGCCAAGGUUGCCGUGCCCUCCGGCCCUUCAUCACUUGAAAAGAGUCAGCCAGGAAGCAGUCAACAUGCACUUCCUGCUAAAGAAGAACCUCGGGCAGGGGAAGAGAAGGCCAAACCCUCUCGAGCACCAGAGGACACAGGUCUGGAUGUUGUGUCCCCUCGCUUGGUCGCCGAACACAUGCCCCUUAAACAGGAACCAACUGUUACCACGCCUAAGCCCACCUGCAUGGUGCAGCCCAUGACUCAUACUCCUGCAAGCAGUGAGAGAGCUGAAGAAGUGGAGGAGAAGAAGGUGUGUCUCCCCGGAUUCACUGGAUUGGUUAAUCUGGGAAACACAUGCUUUAUGAACAGUGUGAUUCAGUCUUUGUCAAACACACGGGAGCUCAGGGAUUAUUUUCAUGAUCGAGGGUUUGAAUCUGAGAUUAACUGUAGUAACCCACUGGGCACGGGUGGUCGACUGGCCAUUGGCUUUGCUGUUCUGCUUCGAGCUCUUUGGAAGGGCACUCACCGCUUUCAACCUUCCAAAUUAAAGGCUAUAGUUGCCAGUAAGGCCAGUCAGUUUACAGGUUACGCGCAGCACGAUGCUCAGGAGUUCAUGGCUUUUCUUCUGGAUGGACUACAUGAGGACUUGAACCGCAUCCAGAACAAACCUUACACAGAGACCGUCGAUUCAGAUGGCCGGCAGGAUGAGGUUGUUGCAGAAGAGGCGUGGCAGAGGCAUAAAAUGAGGAACGAUUCCUUCAUUGUUGACCUCUUUCAGGGCCAGUACAAGUCAAAGCUGGUGUGCCCGGUGUGCUCGAAGGUUUCCAUAACCUUCGAUCCCUUCCUUUACUUGCCUGUUCCCCUACCUCAAAAACAGAAGGUGCUGACUGUUUUUUAUUUUGCUAAAGAGCCUCACAAGAAACCAGUCAAGUUUCUGGUCAGUGUGAGUAAGGAAAACUCACGCACGAGUGAAGUACUGGAGUCAAUAUCUUGCAGCGUGAGGAUCAAACCAGAGAAUCUGAGACUGACUGAGGUAGUGAAAAACAGAUUCCACAGGAUCUUCACACCGUCUCACUCCUUGGACACAGUCUCAUCUAAUGACCUGCUCUUCUGCUUUGAGGUGCUUUCUAAAGAUCUCGCCAAAGAGAGGGUGGUGCUCCUGAAAGUCCAACAGAGACCUCAGGUUCCCAGCAUCCCAAUCACAAAGUGUGCCUGCUGCUCGAAGCCUCCUGCCUCUGACGACGAGAAGCUCAAGCGCUGUACACGCUGCUAUCGUGUGGGCUACUGCAAUCAGGCCUGUCAGAAGAACCACUGGCCCAAUCACAAGACCUUGUGCCGGCCCAACGUGGAGAAUAUUGGCCUGCCGUUUUUAAUCAGUGUGCCGGAGUCCAGGCUUACUUACACUCGCCUUAUGCAGCUUCUUGAAGGCUACUCCAGGUACUCUGUCAAUGUGUUCCAGCCACCUUUCCAGUCCGGUCGGACUUCCCCAGAGGCCAGCCUAUCCCGUGUCGACCUGACCUCCACGGCCAGCAGCGUCUCAGAGGAGCUGGAGGAGACGCCAUCCGCAGGAGAAACUGAGAACCGUGUAGAGCAGUGUGACUCUGUCGCAGCCCCGCACACAGAGACCACAUCCACGCUCCCCACAGCAGAUGGAGACGGCGCCUCAACAUUAACGGGUGACUCCGGCUGUUGUGAGCUCGCCUCCAGCUCCCAAGAUUCUUUGGUGGAAAAGGAAACAUCAUGCGAGAAAGCUGUUAAACCAGAAGCUGUAGUAACAGGCUAUCAACAGCCAUCUGAGUCUGGAAGUGGAAGUGCCUCUCAAUUCUACAUCUCCAUUUUGGAUUCAAAGGAGGACAAAAAACUUGAGGACAAAGAAGAUGACGUUUUGGAGCUGCCCGAUGACUGCACACUGGAGCUGGUGUGGAAGAACAACGAACGCUUAAAGGAAUAUGUGCUGGUGCGUUCUAAGGAGCUGGAGUACGAUGAAGACCCAAGCUCUGUGUCAGAAACCGCCAGGGCAGGACACUUCACUUUGGAGCAAUGCCUGAACCUCUUCACCAAACCUGAGGUGCUAGCCCCUGAGGAGGCCUGGUAUUGUCCCAAGUGUCAACAACACAGGGAGGCUUCCAAACAGCUGCUGUUGUGGCGUCUACCCAACGUGCUCAUCAUCCAACUCAAACGUUUCUCAUUCAGGAGUUUUAUCUGGAGAGACAAGAUAAAUGAUAUGGUCGAUUUCCCAGUCAGAAACUUGGACCUGAGUAAGUUCUGCAUCGGUCAUAAAGAAGACAUGCAGCAGCCUCCCGUCUACGAUCUCUACGCUGUCAUCAACCACUACGGUGGAAUGAUAGGAGGACACUACACGGCCUACGCUCGGCUCCCCAGCGACAAGAACAGCCAGCGCAGCGACGUCGGCUGGCGUUUGUUUGAUGACAGCACAGUGACGACGGUGGAGGAGAGUCAGGUGGUGACGCGUUACGCGUACGUGCUGUUCUACAGACGCAGGAACUCUCCGGUAGAGAGGCCUUCUCGUCUGCUCAGGCCUCACGGUGCCGAAUCUUCCGCUGCCACAGGCAGCGCUGCCAGUCAGGCCUCUAGCCAGACUCUAUUUGGGACCAACCUGGACUCAGACGGCCCCCCUCCGUUGAGCACGGAAGUGACCUCUGACUUGUUUGCACACUCUGGAGAAUGCUCCGGUCCGUCCUACAGCAGCAUGGAGGAGGUGGAUUAAAACUUGACCAUAAGCCAAUGAUAGUGAUCACCGAUGGCAGGCAUUCAGGGAGUCUUGCUCCCUCACAGAAAGACCUUUAUGCUCACAGGUGGAUCUAGCAUGGCAGAGGUGCUCACUGCACUUUUUUUAUUUGCGAUUUGGACAAAGUUUUGUGCAGACGUUUCCAGCACUAAAAUGGAGGAAACUGCACAAUAUUUGGGCUGUAUUCUCAACUGGUGUAUAAUAAGGUUAAUAAUCUUAAUGCUUAAAGAUGAAUAAUCCUCAAACAAAUACACAAGUCUAUUUAAAGAGUGAUCUCCAAGAACUCUUUAUCAUGCACAGAUCUGUACGUUUUUUUUUAAGUAUGUAAACAUUUUAACACCUAAAAAUUGUGCCAUUCACAAUUUCACAGGCUGGGUAGGUUUCUAAUAACUAGCUUGUAUUUACAGAAGGUAAAAUACCUUGGUAAAACUGAUAAAUGAGCACGAUCAACAUGAUUUGUGUGGAUACACAGAAGAGCUUGUUUAAGUGUUUUUUUGUUGUUGUUCUGAUAUACUUUGAAGUGUUCCUUUGUUAGUGUCUUUAAGUGUUUUACAAAGUGGUUGCAUUUGUAAAGUUGAUGUAAGAAUGGACAAUUGUUUCGGGUUUCUCAGACACUCAGGCCAUAAGACCGCUUGAUGUCCCGUUCUUUCUCAUAAAACAACCCAGAGAUUGAUUUUCUUGGUUUAACACCAUGAUAAAACCUGUGGAAAUGCACACAUGAAGUGCAAAACGGGCUGGAUUAACUGACAUGCAUGUUGACAUAAAAUAAUCUAGUACUGUGUAUUAUAUCUUUGUUUUCCCUAAAUUUUGAGUGAGUUGUCUUGUUCCCUCCAAUCCUUGUGUUUUUGUACUGGACUGCAUAGUAAAUUGGAACCGGGGGGUUGAUCGGAAGAAUGCUGCUGUGAAUAAAACCGAAAUGUUAAUAUAAAUAAAAGCUUUUUUGCGUAAAAACCUUAAA